Musa acuminata AAA Group (dessert banana) is the source of this 2022-nucleotide messenger RNA. RefSeq names its product protein SHORT-ROOT 1-like. The record is from RefSeq and is a predicted model, not a curated record. Bases 234 to 1826 code for a protein of 530 amino acids. Gene Ontology annotation, cellular component: nucleus. The transcript has a single exon. NCBI's taxonomy places the organism in Eukaryota, Viridiplantae, Streptophyta, Magnoliopsida, Zingiberales, Musaceae. Gene Ontology annotation, biological process: radial pattern formation; regulation of DNA-templated transcription; leaf development. Gene Ontology annotation, molecular function: sequence-specific DNA binding; DNA-binding transcription factor activity.
CAAGCAUGCACCCACCACCCACUCACCAAUGUUCAAUCUCAGCACAUACCCAAACUCCUCUCUCUCUCUCUCUCUCUCUCUCUCUCUCUCUCGCUCGCUCUCUCUCUCUCGCUCGCUCGCUCGCUCGCUGCCUUGUUUUAAACCCUACCUUGCUCUCCUUUUCUCAGCUCCUUCCAAGCAACUAUUCUCUUCUUGUUUUGUCUCUCUAUGUGGAGCGGAGACCCCUUCGUUAGAUGGACACCUUAUUUAGAUUGUUCAGUCCACAAUCUUCCCGUGACCUGAGUCGCAAUUCAAGUAGCUCGAGAUCCUCUGAGCCUCACCAGAUCCAUUACCAGCACUCCUUCUUGCACCAAAACUCCUUUGCUCGUCAGCAAGAGGUGGAGUUCUACCGAGAAGAAUGCGGCACCGAGCAUCACCUUUACAUGGAUGAAGACUUCUCCUCCUCCUCGUCCUCGAAGCACUUCCAGAACCCACAUCAACCUCCCUCAACCACCACCACCACCACCACCACCACGCCAACCCCGACUCCCAUCUUCGAUCCUGCUGACCUGUCCUUGACUCAGGACCUCAACCUCGACUUCGCCUCGCCUUCCUCGUCCUCUGUCGGUGCCUCCGGUGCCGGCCGGAGAUGGUCGUCGCAGCUGCUGAUCGAGUGCGCGCGCGCCGUCGCGGCGCGCGACAGCCACCGGGUGCAGCAGCUCAUGUGGAUGCUGAACGAGCUCUCGUCGCCUUAUGGCGACACAGAGCAGAAGCUAGCGGCUUACUUCCUCCAGGGCUUCUUUGCUCGCCUGACGUCCUCCGGGCCCCGGACGCUGCGUACCCUUUCCGCCGCCUCCGAUCGCAACUGCUCCUUCGACUCUACACGUCGCACCGCGCUCCGGUUCCAGGAGCUCAGCCCCUGGUCCUCCUUUGGUCACGUCGCCGCCAACGGGGCCAUCCUCGAGGCCUUCCUCGAUCCGUCCUCGGCGUCGCAGAGAUUGCACAUACUCGAUCUCAGCAACACCUUCUGCACCCAGUGGCCGACGCUGCUGGAGGCGCUGGCUACGCGGUCCGCCGACGACACGCCCCACCUCUCGAUCACGACGGUCGUGUGGUCGGCCUCGCCGUCGACGGCCGUGCAGACGGUCAUGAGGGAGAUCGGGCAGCGGAUGGAGAAGUUUGCGCGGUUGAUGGGAGUGCCCUUCCGGUUCAACGUCGUCCACCACGCCGGCGACCUGUCGGACCUCGACCUCGACACCCUCGACCUGAGGGAGGGCGACAGCUCGGCCCUGGCCGUGAACUGCAUCAACGCGCUCCACGGCGUCUCCCCCGCAAACCGCCGCCGCGAGACACUCAUCGCCGCCAUCCGGCGCCUCCAGCCGCGGAUCGUGACAGUGGUCGAGGAGGAGGCCGACCUGGAAGGGGGAGGAGGAGGAGGAGGCGAGGAGGAAGGGGAGGCGUUCUUCAAGGUCUUCAAGGAGAAUCUCAGGUUCUUCUCCGCCUACUUCGAGUCGCUGGAGGAAAGCUUCCCAAGGACGAGCAACGAGCGGCUGGCCCUGGAGCGGGAGGCGGGGCGGUCAGUGGUCGACCUGGUGGCAUGCCCCGCGGCGGAUUCAGCCGAGCGCCGGGAUACGGCGGCCGGAUGGUCGAGGAGGAUGCGGUCGGCGGGGUUCGCGCCAGCGGCGUUCAGCGAGGACGUGACGGACGACGUGAGGGCGCUCCUUAGGAGGUACAAGGAAGGAUGGACGAUGCGACCUAUGGCAGAGGAUUCGGAAGACGCAUCCGCCGGCAUAUUCCUGGAGUGGAAGGAGCAGCCGGUGGUGUGGGCGAGUGCGUGGAAGCCGUGAGAGAAGAUGGCGGCGGAGGGAAGAGCGCCGAAGACCAUUUGGCACGUGUGAGGCAGCUAUUUUUUCCUCUUAUUUCUUAUUCGACCCAAAAAAAAAAACGUCGGCACGUGUUUAGAGAUGCAUGCAAUGGAAAUAUGUUAGUACACUAAAAAAAAAAAAAUCACAUUUCUAAGGUUCACAUCACAAAUUAUUUUCA